This is a messenger RNA of Notolabrus celidotus (New Zealand spotty), 1437 nucleotides long. RefSeq lists its product as uncharacterized. Bases 158 to 1297 code for a protein of 379 amino acids. The record is from RefSeq and is a predicted model, not a curated record. Lineage: Eukaryota; Metazoa; Chordata; Actinopteri; Labriformes; Labridae. The transcript is spliced from 4 exons.
AAUACACCAGAGAGAGAUAGAGAGAGAGAGAUAGAGAGAUAGAGAGAGAGAGAUAGAGAGAUAGAGAGAGAAAUAUACACACAACUACGAGAGAGAUCAGAGAUCAGAGAUCAAAGAAGAGACAGAAAAACCAAAGUUACACCUGCUCAUCUAAAACAUGUCUGAACAGACACAGAUUUCUGAUUUCAAUCAAAUGGAUGAAAAACCAGAGAGCAUGAAGGAAACCUUCAUCGCUCCUGAGUUCUCCUGUCCCAGUUCUACUCCCACAGACAAGGAGAGCUUAUACUCUCUGUCUCAGAGUUCCCUGGACGAGGACCGCGUGUCCAUAGCCACCUCUGUGUGGUCGUCUCCUGACUCAGACAUCUCUGAGAGGAUCUCCCAUGACGUCCAAUCAGAGGAGAGCAGGAGAGCGUCCUCCACUGGCAUCAAGAAGAUGUCUGAUUUCAGUCAAACUGACGAAGAGGCAGACGAGCUGAUGGAGUGUGACGACCUUUUGGAAGAUGAAGCCAUGGACUUGCGUCUCGCUUUGUCUUUCCUAAAUGAAGAGCGCUCUCACACUCUGUCUUGGGGUUCCCUCAGCUGGGACAGCAGGAACACAUGCUACUGGAGUGACAGACCUUCCUCCUCUGCUUCCUCUUCCUCUGCCAACUCAGCCCUGUCAAAUGUGACCGAAGAGGAUGCUGGGACUAUGACAGGCAUCAAUGCUCCUGUUGAGGAACAACAAGUCCAUCCAGAGGAGACAGAAGAUGAGAUCCAAACUCCAAACUUUGGCAGAUCUGCACUUCAGGAGGAUAAAAUCACCUCACCUCAGAGCCAAACAAAGGCUGGAUCUGUGAUCCAGGUGGAGGUGAGAAGUUUUUGUCAAAGACCUUCAGAUGAUAUAGAUUCAUCAAUCCAGGAGGAAGCAGAGGCAGGAGAGGCCAAACAAAAAGAACCAAGUGACUUUGUAACCCCUGCCAGCUCCAAGACCACCAUCUCCACCAGGGGGAAGUUCUUCCAAUGGAUGAAGAAGAACAAAAUCCACCCCCUUGAGGUUGAUGUGAGCACUGGACAGAGCAUAAAGAGCUCAGACUGUCCUCCAGAGACUUGCUCCUCUGUUGAAGAGGACACAGGAAAAGUCAGUGCUGAGCCAAAGACAAAGAAGAUCAAUAGAUUCAUACGAUUCUUCAGAGGCAUCUUCUCAAAGAACGAGAAGAAGCUGAAGAAGAAAGAGAAGAUGGAGAAUGGGCAGAAAAAGACGUGUGCAGAACAUCGUGUCACGCUGUCUCCAUUCAGCUGCUUUGCAGCAGUGAGAUGAAUCACAUGAACCCACCCAUAACCCCCCUCUUCCAUUUCACUCCCUCCUCCGCAACUCUCUCCCAUUUCCGGUCACCCCGACCCUCCAUUCCUCUCAGACUUUCUCUUUCUGCAUAUUACAAUAAAAAUAUUGAUAUCCAA